AUGCCAGCGCCCGACCUCCUUAUCAUGCAGGACGUUACGCAACGCGCUGCCUUCUUUCAGCGGUCAGCAGCGUUCUGGACGUCUUGUUCAGUGUGCUUGACGGCCAUUCUUGGCAACCUCCUGUCUGCCUUCAGACGGAAGUCUGGGCAAGAUGUUCCAGCAUCAGUCGCCGCGGGUUGGCUGCUGUUUUGCAUCGCCGGAGCUGGCAUGAUGCCCUGCAGUCUCUUCUGGCUCGGCUUAGCGAUCGGCAUGUGGAUGCUGAUCAUGCGCCGACGAGUCUCUUCAGAUGAAGCUUCGUCUGAAGAUCCAAAGCUGUCUCCCGAGACAGACCUUCGUCUGCUGAGCAGCGAUCAGGCCUUCGGGAAUGUUGCAUUGGACAUGGAUGAUGGAGACUCCGCCAAGUUUGUCAUCUCAAUGAAAACACUGCUUUGCCUGAUUGCACUGACGGCCGCAUAUGCUUUUUUAAUUCCCGGUAUUGUCACCAAAAUGUUUUCCGCGAAAGCUGUGGUUGGCGCCAGUGUCGUGCUUGACGUCGAGAAGUCCACCUUGGGAUUGAUUCUGUUGCUGUUCCAGAACGGAAUGUUGCUGCCUGCUCUCAUCAUCCUGGGAUAUUCUGUUCUCAUGCCAUUUGCGAAGUUGGUCGUGUUCAUGAGCUACGCACACCCAGCUUUGAGAAUUCGGGGGCUCUCUUCACCCGGAGCAGUCAGGGCUGUUCAGAAGAUCUCGAAGUGGGCGACAGUGGAUGUCUUCACCGCUGGCACAAUCUGCGGGUUGUUCUGCCAGCCACAUUUGUACUUGGAGAUCAAGCUGCAUGAUGGCUUCUACUACUUCAUGAGCUAUUGUGUGUUGAGCGUCGUCGGCGCACUUCUGAUUCCCCUGCCCACAGACCACAGCGCGGAAUCGGAAGAUGUCCAUGAGGACAGUGACAGUGGUGCAACUGCCGGGCCAUGUGCACUGUCAUUGGUUUCGGCUGUCGUGGCAGUCGGGACAGUAGCAGGCUUGGCCCUGCUGCCUCUGAUGAAGGUAACUUUUCCCCUGAUCGGCCUCGACGCCCGCAUUUCCAUCAUCUUGCUGAUCGCUUCACUAUGGGACCAUGGCUUCGCCGGGGCUGCCGUGUGCUUUGCCUUGCUGCUCCUUCUGGUGCCUGCAGUGGAUGUGGCCCUCUGCUCCGCGGCGUUCUUCGGCGGCUGCAACCCGGUGCCUGCGACACUCAGGUCCUGGUUUCGCGAUUUCGCCAUGCUCGAUGUGUAUGCCCUGGCCUGCGUUGUCGUGCUGUCGGCAGUGACUGCUCUGAAUAACGACCUUCAUUUGCGCCUGCUGCCUGCCGGGUGGGUUCUUUGUUCAUUGACGGUGCCAUGGGUGGUUCCCUGGUUACAGAGUAGACACUGCCUGCAUCCUUCAAUCUGCACGGCGCACAGUCGAAAGUCACAAACGGCCGAGCAGCUUCGCGCCACACCCAAGGCUGCAGAGGUGGUGGCAGCUGUAGCACAGACGGAGGAGGGCGAACUGAAGCGGAUGCCUGUGGGCGCACUUGCCCGGGCUCUGACAUCGCUUGCCAGUGUCCCUGAAUCAGGGUCCCGUGAUGGCGAGGCGGCCGAAGAUGCCACCGCUGCCCAGAUCCGACUAUUGGCGGCGUUGCGCGAGGUGAACAAAAACGAGGAGGAGGCGGUGGACAUCCCGGCACCAGAACUUCUGCAGGCCGCCGAGAAGGUGCUUGAUUUGGGAGGUGAUGACCCUGACGAGACUGUCCUCGUGCAGCGCACGGCGGCCGCCCGGGUCCUUGCUGGAAAGGCGCUGAAGGGUGCCGUUUCCCAGGGCGGACUUGCGGAAGCUGGCUUCUCGCUCAUGGAUAUUCCCAGGCUCUUGGCGCUCCCAGGAGCUGCUGGGCGUGACGUGCUCCUGGCUACAUCGUGUGUGGAGUUGCUUGCCGCUGGCAGCCUGAAGCAGCAGCGCGAUGUUUUGCGCGUUGCCGCUGCCAGGAGCAGCACCAACACGGCUGCAGCAGCUGGCACGGCAAUCCUCAAAACACUAGCAGGACAAGGUGGUCCCGCAGACCACGUAGCUGCCACGGAUGCUUGCGUUGAGACGGUGUGUGAAGUGGCACAAGCUGGAGUGAGGCUGCCGGCUGCUGCAGCGUUGCUCAGGCGGAUGUCUACCACGGCAAAGCCCGUGAAGCUUGCCGAAGCGUUGCUGGUGCUGGCACAGAAAGCCGGACCUGGCCAGGCUGACGACCUUCAAGCAGUUGCUGAAAUUCUUGCCAGCAAGGAUUCAUUCCACGAUUUCACGCCGGAGCUGUUGCUGGAAGCGGCAUUGUUGUCGUCAAAGCACGACUUUCUCGAAUCCUUGGCGCCGGGAACUGCGGCCGCCGCUGCCAGCGUUCUGGAGAAGUUGUGUGUGGAGGAUGUGGUGAAGUUGCUGCUAGCCGUUGCUCGCCGGCGCGGAGGGCUGCCUGCUGAGGUCAAAGACACCUUGCGAGUAGCAGCUGAGACGGUUUUGACUCCGCAGCUGGGGCAACUUGGUUCUGAAGACCUAGCGGGCCUCGUUCUGGCAACGCUGGGCCAUGGCUGGAAGGAGCUGCGCGAAGCAGUUGCUCAAGAGUUGCUACGGCGGCUACCAGCUUUCCCUGCAAAGCAGCUCCUGGUAGUCACGCCCGUUUUCCUGCAGGAGCCGACUGGUGUCGAACUGAUAUCGAGCUGGCCAGAGGUCCUCUCAAGGAGCACACCACCAGCCUCCAGUCAGAAGACUUCUGCUCAGGAUGCAACCGACACGGCUGAAGGCCUCGCCCCGGAUCAGCUAGUCAAGCUAGCCAACCUCGCAGAGAAUGAGGCCGCUGUCGCAGCAGCACCCAAGCAAUGGAAGGCGCUUUUGGAGGACAUUUCGACACGAAUGCUAUCACAGGUUGUCCACCUGUCCGCUGCUGGCAGGGCCAUGAUGUCUUCGCAGCUCCAGAGACAGAUCGGAUUGGGCUCUUGCUCCCACCGCGCUGCGUUGCAGAAGGCCCUGGCUGCAGGUGU
Molecule: messenger RNA, 3014 nt
Organism: Symbiodinium sp. CCMP2592
Lineage: Eukaryota; Dinophyceae; Suessiales; Symbiodiniaceae
Source: the annotation of a GenBank genome assembly